GGCGCGAGCGUGUACGCGCCUCUGUAGAGUUCUACUGUUGUCAAUCGCGCUGUGUGAGUUUGGCAAAACGCCAGCGAGCCCGUGCUCAUGUACGCAACGUCGCGCCCGCUUGCUUCAUAGUCUUUGACAGCUGGAAGACGGAGGAGGUUCGCGACACAACAUAGAAAAACUUUCGAUUUGUGUUGUGCUUUGGCGUUUUAAGCGCCGACUACACAACCCUGUGAAUACGCGGAGGGGAAUCUAUUUAUUAGUGUAACACUCAGUCUUCAGGGUGCAGGUUGACACGCGAGUACAGUGGAUGUGGGAAACUGUCGCCGGUUCCUGAUAUGAGGAUUUAAAAGGACACAGAUCUCAGAAGGAAACAGUUUAAUUCACAUUGUCCGUGGAUUAAACCUUUGAAGCAUGUGACUAAACUUAUUUUAAAAAAGCCCCCGUAUAAAAGAUGGAGAGUAUUUAAAGUACCGGAUUAAGUGAUACACUUAUCGUACAUUGCUGGAUAUUUCAACGAUGCCAACGUGGCUGGAGAACAAUCUUUGGUAUGAUGGACUUUUAACCAGACAGAAGAAACAUGGCUCUCUAUCCUUAAGCGAUCACCAGUUGUGUCUGUAUUUCUUUAUGACACGUGGAUGGAUCUAGACUUUAUAACGCUGCAGUCGCCAUCCAUUUCUUACAUAUAUCAGUGAUAUUCCUGCUUAGGAGAAUGAUAUGUCAAAAAAAGAGGAGACCCAUCAAAGAAGAGGAUUUUUCUGCUAUUGUUGUGCCCUCCAUGAGGGGUCAUGGGUACUUGGAUUACACUGUUGAAAGUCAUCCGUCCAGAGCCAUGCAGAUCAUGGAUGAGUUUCGAAAUCAUGAGAUGCUCUGUGACGUGGUUCUACACGUGACAUACAAGGAUAAGACAGCGGAUUUUAAGGUGCAUAAACUGGUACUGGCCGCCUGCAGUCCUUACUUCAAAGCCAUGUUUACCAGUAAUUUCAAAGAAUGCCACGCCUCAGAGGUCACCUUAAAGGACGUGUGCCCCCAGGUCAUCAGCCGCCUCAUUGACUUCGCCUACACCUCACGCAUCACGGUGGGAGAAACCUGUGUCCUUCACGUUCUCCUGACCGCCAUAAGAUUUCAGAUGGAAGAGGUGGCCAAAGCGUGCUGUGAUUUCCUCACGAAGAACCUGGACCCGUCUAACGUCAUUGGCCUUUCCAGAUUCGCAGAGGAGAUCGGUUGCACAGAGCUACACCUUCGUACAAGAGAAUACAUCAACAGUCACUUCAAUGAGGUAACCAAAGAGGAGGAAUUCUUCAGUUUGUCCCACUGUCAGCUGCUGGAGUUGAUCAGUCAAGACAGUAUAAAGGUGCUUUGUGAGUCCGAGAUCUACAAGGCCUGUAUCGACUGGGUCCGCUGGGACGUGGAGACCCGUGCCCAAUACUUCCAUGCCCUCCUCAAUGCGGUCCACAUCUAUGCCCUGCCGCCCACCUUCCUCAAAAGGCAGCUGCAGUACUGUCCCAUUCUGAGCAAGGCCAACUCCUGCAAGGACUUCCUAUCCAAGAUCUUUCAGGACAUGGCUCUCCGAAAACCCUUGCCCCCACCCCCUCAUCGCGGAAAUCACCUUAUCUACGUAGCAGGGGGUUACAGGCAACACUCCCUGGACUCUUUGGAAGCCUUCGAUCCAAGGAAGAACGUUUGGCAAAAGCUAGCCGAGAUGGGAUUUCCUUGUAGCGGCUUAGGGGCCUGCGUGUUGUCCGGCCUUCUUUAUACGGUCGGAGGACGUAACCUCUCUUUGCAGAACAACACCGAGUCUGGAGCUUUGUCCUGCUACAACCCCAUGACUAACCAGUGGACCCAGCUGGCUCCUCUCAACACGCCCAGAAACAGAGUGGGUGUCGGGGUCAUUGACGGGAGCAUUUAUGCCGUAGGGGGUUCGCAUGCCUCUACACAUCACAACAGCGUUGAGAGGUAUGACCCAGAAACAAAUCGUUGGACAUUUGUGGCCCCCAUGUCAGUGGCACGACUGGGGGCCGGUGUUGCCACGUGCUGUGGCCAUCUGUAUGUGGUGGGGGGGUUUGACGGAGACAAUCGAUGGAACACAGUGGAACGCUAUCAACCAGACACUAAUACCUGGCAGCAUGUGGCACCUAUGAACACUGUUCGGAGUGGACUCGGCUUGGUGUGUAUGGAUACUUGCCUGUAUGCAGUUGGUGGCUACGAUGGUCAAACCCAGCUCAAAUCAACGGAGAGAUAUAAUGUAACUCGAGAUGUAUGGGAACCCAUGGCCUGUAUGAACCAAUGCCGCAGUGCACAUGGAGUAACCGUCUUCCAAUGCAAAAUAUAUGUGUUAGGUGGAUUCAAUCAAGAGGGUUUCUUAUCCAGCGUGGAGUACUACUGUCCAUGCACUAAUGUAUGGACGUAUCUAACAGACAUGCCCAUUGGCCGCAGUGGAAUGGGUGUCGCUGUAACCAUGGAACCUUGCCCUGGAAUACUGCCGGAUGAGGAGGACAAUGAGGAUGAGGUGUAACAAUCCGAACCAUGUGCCAUCUGAAGACAACUCAAAGUUGUUGCAUUUACCUUGAAACUCUUUAUGCAUGAGAUGCCAAUAAGGACAUUCUUCUUUAAAAUAUUUAGUUUUUUAAUAAAUUGCUCUCUACCACAAAGUGAUUCAUGGAGAGAAAUGUCUCUAAUCACUUGACUAAUGAAGCUCUGAUCACAUGAUCAGGGUGAUUGAAUGAAGAUCACAAUCGUGUUGUCAUACUGCUGAACACUUUGAAUUUAAAUGUGAGUCUUGUUUUAUAGUACUUUACUUGUCCAGAUAAGCACUGUUUAAUGUGAAUAUGUGAUAAAAUAUUGAAGGUUCGUCUUGGUUUGUAUUAUUGUUUCUGAAACUCUGCUCUUUAUCUAUGUACAGGAGUGUUUGCAGUGACACUUUCCAUGAAGCCUGUAUAAUGCAUUAUAAUUAUAAUACUGUUAAAUAGUAUUCCUAAUGCAUUCUUCUUAACUUAA
Molecule: messenger RNA, 2985 nt
Organism: Misgurnus anguillicaudatus (oriental weatherfish)
Lineage: Eukaryota; Metazoa; Chordata; Actinopteri; Cypriniformes; Cobitidae
Gene: keap1a
Product: kelch-like ECH-associated protein 1a
Molecular function (GO): protein binding
Source: RefSeq, a predicted model, not a curated record